CACACCGACGCGGCUCUGGAGCCUCUCCAAGGCCAGCAGCAGGUUUACUGAGACGCCACCCUGCUGGGGAAUGCACCUGCCCGGGCGAGAGGUGAGGGCUUGCAGCCUAUCGCUGGUGCUGCCCGCGCCGCACCAGGAAGGGGAGCGGGCAGCAGCACCUGCUCCUUGGCAAGCGGCUGCCGGAGGAAGGGAAGAGAUUCUCCCGGUGAGCUCCCUCGUUAGCUCGAUCCAGUGGAAGGAAAGCCAGGAAAAGCCACUGCUGGCAGCCAGGAGCAGGGGACAGUGCUGCGCUGCCGUGUGCGGGCAGCAUCUGCCGCAGCAAAUCCUGCCAGACCCUCCCAGUCUCCAAUGAUGCUCACAAAGUCCACAUAGCUGCAUAAACACCUCCCAAGGCUGGAAGUCCUGCAGGAGCCUCUCCCACCCUGGCUUCCCCUCCUGAACACUUCGGGAUGAAAGACACAGGAAAGGAAGGACGCGGCCCUGGUUGUUCCCUUAUGGUGCUGCUCCAGGGAUGCUCCACCACAUCCUGCAGCCCUGUCUGGGGGGUGGGCUCAGCCCCAGCACAUGGACCAUAGCUCUCCAGGUGGCACUGCUGCAGAAGGGAGCUCCAAAGAAUGAGACAGAGACAUCCCUGCUUGAGAAAUGCAGCUGCCUUCGCAACCGCUGAGGUCUGGACCCUUCUCUUCACUGUAAGGGUUUAGAUCUGUACAACCACCCCACCGUGUCCCCCCCACCCAGCCACGCACCAUGCCAGAGCUGGCAGAGCUGAGCAGCCCCCGCACCCCUGCGGAUGCAGACCACAUCCAGAGGAAUAUCCUGGAGGAGCAUGUGGAGCUCUGGUGGUUCCAGGACCCCAAGAAGUCCAUCCUGUGCUACGGGGUGGCCGUGGCGCUGAUCCUGUCCUGCGGAAUCGGGGGCAUCAUCCUGCUGUACAGCACCAGCAGCCGGUCCGGGGAGUGGCGGCUGGCCGUGGGCACCACGCUGUGCCUCCUUGCCCUGCUCGUGCUGCUGAAGCAGCUGCUGAGCUCUGCAAUCCAGGACAUGAACUGCAUCCGCAGCCGGGAUCAGAUCGAGCUCCUCAAGAGCGGCGGCUUCUCAGACUGCCUGGUGCUGCUGCUCAGCGCCCUGGUGCUGCUGGUCUGCGGGGUGGUGCUCACCAUCCUCUCCACCACGAGCAUGCAGCUCAGCUCCACGCGGCCGCUGGCCAGCAUGUUCACCAGUGGGGUUGUCCUCCUGACUGCUGGCAGCACCAUCCUCCUCUGCCUGCUGCUCUACCUGCUCUGCACGUCCUGCCGCCAGGCCGCUCCUCGCAGCCUGGAGACCGGCGAGAUCCGCGUGUUCACCAUCUCCGGCCGCCUCGCUCCAAACAGGCGGCUUCCUCCCACCUCCAGCAUGGCCAACCUGAUCUGACUCAGGACAGCUGUGUGUGAGCCUCUGGAUACAACCCGUCAGCAGGGUUGGUGCUGGCUUUUCCUCGAAGGAAAGGGGAGUGCUGCCAUGUACCUCACACUUCUCUUAGAGAUGACUGGCAUUUGCUUUGCCCCAGGCUGAUGGCACGGCAGGGACAUGGGGCACCUGGACAGGCUCUGACCUGGCACAUGAGGAGCUCUGCACUGGCCUGGUUGGUGUUGUACCUCCACAAAGCAUCCUGCAACAGCUGCUGCCUGCCCAGCUGUGGUGCCUGUCACAGCAUUAAGGUGAGCCUGUCCCAUACCCAUGGGGACUCUGGUACUUGCUUGGUUCCUGCAGCUCCUGGAGCUGUUGUGUGCUGUCCUGGCAGGGGAGGCUGUGAUUGAGGGUUGCAGGAAACUACCCUGUGCUUUGUGCAGAGCUACCAGCUACCGAGCGAAGCAGAUCCUGUAGCAAGUGAUAAAUGGCAGGAAACACCCUGCAUGUCAGCAGGCAUGCAGUGCCAAUGAAGGGAGGUUGGUGGGAGGUAGGGCUGCAGGGGCUGCUCCUGAGAAAGCACCUGUGUGUUUGUCAGAGCGAGUGUGGGAUUUGCAUGGAAUUCCAUGUGCCAGAGCCCCAGCAUGGCUGGACCUCACAUGAAAUGCUGUUUGUGUUUGCAGUGCUGGGAUCUGUUCCAAUAUUACGUGUCUGCAGCCCACCACCUUCUGUGCUUUAUCAAAGAGGUGAUCAACAGGUGCUGCAGUCAGGGCCCUGAUGUGUUAUCAGUGCUGCUCUGUGUUGGGGCUCUGCUAUCAAUGCCAGCAUGCAAGGUUCAGUCACUGGGGAUGAUGGUGGGAUGCUCAAAUUCCAAGGCUGGGCUGAUGCUUUGCCAGAGCAGUGCAAGGAGGGAAUGUUGUUACCCUCAGAGAGGAGUUUCCCAAGCAGAGGCACCCCUGCUGCUGUGGGAACACUGCAGCUCAUCCCAGUCCCUGUGCAUUUCGAUGCUGCUUCUGUCUCUCAAGUGCUGGUGCAGCUGCAGGGCGAAAGAGUUCUUCUGGUACCACUUGGCCUUUACCUGCAGCUUUUCUGGUGUUUUAUCUCUACAAGGUGUCUAUCAGAGAGGUGUCUUUCCCAGAGGCAGACUAACAGCUCACCCCUGGGAGCUCUUCCUGUGACUUUAGGCUAAUUUACCUGUCAAAAUUCUCACUUCCUCCAAAGACCCACAAACCAUUUCACUGCCCUUCCCAUAGACACAGAUGGUAACCUCCUAGGGAAGCUGCUCCUGCAAACCCUUCUCCUUCCUCUUCCUCUCUGCUCCCAUCUCCCCCUCACUUGAGCUGUUCUGCCCCUGCCAUUAUUUUUGCUCAUUAUUUGCAAAGUUCCCUCUGUAAUGGAACAGGACUGAGCUAUUAUUUUUUGGUGCCUAAGUACCAAAUGUAUUUGGCAGAGGACGGUAGCUCAUUCCCUUGGUAACAUGAAUCACUGUCCAUACUACAGCUACACUGGAAGCAGUGUCAGAGUUCAGCAUCAGUGAACCUCACCAGUUAUGCACUGGACAAUGAAGGCUUCAUCCUUCCACAGCUCUGGACCACACCAUCCCUGAUGCACUUGAUCACAUGAGGGCUCUCAAAGUAUAGGAGCAGCAUUUGGGCUUUUCUUUCUAAACCUGUUAUUUACACAUUUUCCUCUGCCACUUUCACAUCAUCCAUAGAUUUUAUUCAGCUGCUGUUUCCUUCUCUCUCUGAAUCUUUUCUCUUAAUCUGCCCAAGAUUUCUGAGGGUGUGACUAAGCUCAGGUCCAUCUAUGCUAAGUCCUUGGCAAAGCAAAUAACCAUCUUACCCCUCUGGGCUGUUUGACCCUGGGUCCAGUAGAGACCCCUGUGCAUACACAGGGAGGAACAGGCCAGAGCUGGACAGUUUUGUGCCAUCACCAUUGCUGCUGUUCUGCACAUCUGCAUCAGUGCAUGUGCAGUUACCCCACCUCUGCUUCUUACUCCCAGCUCCCCCAGCCUGCACACGUGGGCAGCCCACAGCUGCCUGCACACCAGCUGUUUUGCACAUCUUGGCAUUCCUGAGAAGGUGCGUGAUUGUGCCCAGCUCACAACUCUGCGCUGCCUAUAUUCCAAUGUGAAUCCUCCCCUCCAUAGCCCCUUCAAAACGUGCCCCAAGUGCCCAUGAACUAUGCCAGGAAAGGAUGCUUGUGGGCAGUGUCAGCAACACAAGGAGAUACUGUCUGAGAAUGGGCUGUCCCCAGAGAUGGCAGUUUGGGUGUCUGGCUGCUCAGACAGGGACAGCCUGCACUGCCCCAGUCACAGUCUCUGUCUGCAGCAGCGGUACUGGUCUGCUCCUUUCUUGGUUCCUGUGUUGUGUGUGGAAAUACUUAAUAAAGUGUUACAGAAAUCAA
This is a messenger RNA of Melopsittacus undulatus (budgerigar), 3792 nucleotides long. It is a transcript of the gene TMEM125, whose product is annotated as transmembrane protein 125. The transcript has 3 exons. The record is from RefSeq and is a predicted model, not a curated record. The coding region runs from base 748 to 1410 and encodes 220 amino acids. Lineage: Eukaryota; Metazoa; Chordata; Aves; Psittaciformes; Psittaculidae.